AUGGCACCCAACGGCAGCUCGGGAGCUCAAGCAAGCCCACCACCGUAAGUUCCAUAGCAUUCAUUACCAACAACGAGAGAUGGAUGCAUUGCAUCGCAUCUCCCCAUCACCAUCAACAACAUCAACAGCGAAAAAAAACUCCAAAACAUCCCCCCGCCCGUUGACAACAACAACAAUAACCAUAACCAUGGUCGCAGACAAGGAAUCUACGUGCCCGUGCCAACCUUCUUCGCCCCCGAGGGCAGCCCAUCCUACGACCCCAUCUCCCCACCCCUCGACCUGCCCACGCAAUCCGCGCAUUCCCUGUUCCUCGUCCGCGGCGGCAUCCGAGGCCUCGUGCUCCUCGGCUCCACGGGCGAGGCCAUCUUCAUCCGCGCCAGCGAGCGCCACGAAUUGAUCCAGAGCCAGCGGAAAGCGCUGGACGAUGCCGGGUUUCGGGAUCGGCCGAUUAUCGCGGGCACGGCGAGUCAGAAUAUCGAGGAUACGGUGGAGUUGAUCGCGGAUAGUCGGGCGGCGGGGGCGGCAUAUGCGAUGGUGUUGGGGCCGGGGUAUUUUGCGCCUGCGACGGGGCAGGUGGGAUUGCAGAGGUGGUUUGAGGCUGUCGCGGAUAGGAGUCCGAUUCCGAUUUUGAUGUGAGUUUGGGAGCGAAACGCAGGAGGACGCCAGAGGGGGAAUUUACGGGCUGACAUCGAUGCACGCAGUUACCACUACCCGGGUGUCACCAACAACCUGUACAUUGCCCCGUCGACAUUCGAGAAGCUGGCAGCGCAUCCGAAUAUUGUCGGCACGAAGCUCUCGCAUGGCAUCAUUGAUGACCAGACGUUGAUUGCGUCCUCGCCCAACAUCGACCACCAGCACUUCUACGUCUUCACCGGUCUCGGUCAGAACCUGCUACCGGUGUUGACCAUCGGUGGUGUAGCCGCCAUUGACGGUCUGGCUGGCUGCUUCCCGAGAGUCGUCGUCCGACUAUUCCGGCAAUUCCACGACAGCUCCGCCAAGGGUACCACCAAAAAGGACAUCGACGAGAUGCGUGACCUGCAGUUCAGAAUCUGCGAAGGGGAGAAGCUCGUCGCAACUUGGGGUGUCGUGGGCAUGAAGGAAGCCAUUGCUCGCGUGUGGGGCAUGGGCGACGGAAAGGGUGGCCGUCUUCCUCUCGCAGGUGGCUUCCAGGAUGGGGACAAGGAGUGGGCCAAGUGGGAGAAGGUCUUUUCCGGGCUGAAGGAGCUGGAAGAGAAGUUCAAGGCUGAGGGAAAGGAGGGAUAG
Molecule: messenger RNA, 1263 nt
Organism: Lecanosticta acicola
Lineage: Eukaryota; Fungi; Ascomycota; Dothideomycetes; Mycosphaerellales; Mycosphaerellaceae
Source: the annotation of a GenBank genome assembly